This is a messenger RNA of Aegilops tauschii subsp. strangulata, 468 nucleotides long. NCBI's taxonomy places the organism in Eukaryota, Viridiplantae, Streptophyta, Magnoliopsida, Poales, Poaceae. The record is from RefSeq and is a predicted model, not a curated record.
AUGGCUCAAUUGCCCCCGGGCUUCGUCCCCACUGUUUCUCCCCCUCCACCGUGGUGGCCAUUCCAUCCUUCACCACCGCCGCCGCCGUCCAAUGCUAAGCCAUCGUCCACUCAAGGGAGUACCGCGGCCGCCGCUUGGCGGUGGCCCGUGCCGGAACGUAAUGGCGUCCGCGUCGAGGAGCGGCAGCUUGGCCGGGCCUGCGCCGCCAGCCCCACGGCCGGCCUCCCGGCGUUCACGUACAGCCCGUCCGUGAAGCACAACGUGACGGGCGGUGGGGAGGAGGCGGCGACGUGCUCGGUGUGCCUCGGCGUGCUGCAGCUAGGGGAGACGGUGCGGCUGCUGCCGGCGUGCCUGCACCUGUACCACGCGGAGUGCAUCGACCCGUGGCUGGAGGCGCACUCGACGUGCCCGAUCUGCCGCUCCGACACCGGCCCGGCCGCGGGCGCCGGCUGGCUACCGCCUGUUUAG